AUGGCGAUGGAAGUGGAGUACUCGACCAGGGAAAGGCAUUUGGCUGGGCAAUUGUUUGAUUAUUUUUGCACUACCCAGAGUAUGAAGGAAAUUCUAUCGUCGUAUACACUGCUGUGCGACGUACUCAGGUUGAAGCCUAAUAGAUUAAAUGAAUUUUACCCGAAGCUUAAGGCCAUAUUGAGUAAUAAUUGGAAAGCCCAGGCGCUGUUCACGAAAUUUGAUGAAAGAGCGAACCAUAAAGAAUAUCAAAAGGGCAAAGCAUGUUCAAAAACGCGUGUUCUAAUAAUUGGUGCGGGCCCCGCUGGUCUGAAAAUGGCAAUAGAAUGCCAGUUACUAGGCGCAAAAGUGGUGCUGAUAGAGAAAAGGGAAGAGUUUUCGAGAAAUAACGUAAUCCAUUUAUGGCCGUUUGUAAUACAAGAUCUAAACAACCUUGGGGCCAAAACGUUUUACGGAAAAUUUUGCGCCGGUUCUAUCAAUCACAUUAGCAUAAGACGGCUACAAUUUAUUUUACUAAAGAUGGCACUUCUGUUAGGGGUUGAAGUACACCAAGGCAUUGCCUUCGAUGAUCUUGUGGAGCCAGAAAUAAGUGAGGACGAUGAAAUUACAGGAUGGCGGGCGUUAUUACAACCAAGAACACACCCUGUUUCACAAUACGAAUUUGACGUGCUAAUUGGUGCUGAUGGGCGACGAAACUCGCUACGAGGAUUUGAGAAGAACGUUUUACGUACAAAAUUGUGUAUUGGCAUAACUGUCAAUUUCAUUAAUCGAAAUACUGAGGAGGAGGCGGCGGUGAAUGAAAUUGGUGGCCUCAGUUAUAUAUUUGCCCAACAAUUUUUUAAAGAUAUAGAAAGUGCUACGGGUAUAGACCUAGAGAAUAUAACCUAUUAUAAAGAUGAGACGCAUUAUUUUGUAAUGACAGCGAAAAAAAGUAGUCUUAUUAAAAAGGGCGUACUGUUAAGGGACUACUUGAAUGUACAAACUCUUUUAAGUAAAGAAAAUGUAUCAAGAGAAGCAUUGAUGAAUUACGCACUCGAAGCGGCGCGUACCGCCACCAAAGGCCAAAUUCCGAACAUGACAUUCGCAGUGAAUCAUUGCGGGGAACCUGAUAUAGCAAUAUUCGACUUUUCAACGUCUUAUUCAUCGGAAAAUGCUUCCAUCGUGUACGAGGUUAUAGGAAAAAGAUUGUUAUGUCAGUUGAUAGGCGACAGUCUGAUGGAGCCAUUUUGGCCCACCGGUUCGGGGUGUGCGAGGUGCUUCCUUUCAGCUAUGGACGCGUCGUGGGCCGUACGAACGUGGUGCCAACGGCCGGAGAAGCAUCCGCUGUUUGUCAUAGCUGAAAGGGAAAGCAUCUACAGAUUACUGCCACAAACUACUGCAAACAACUUACAGCCGAAUAUUCCGGCCUACACAAUAGAUCCCAUUUCCAGGUAUUCUAACCUUAAUACCCGAUGCGUCACGCCGAAUUCCGUUUUGAAACUUUAUAUAAGCGAUCACCCAAUAUCAUUGGAUGCAGAGAUGCCACGGCGAGAGACAGAUAAUAUUACGUUAAGGGCGAUGCUCAACUGGGCUGGACAUCCGGACUUGCAAACGGCGACAUGUCCGAAGGCCCUUUGGGAUAUUGUGAUGAGGUAUCGACACGACCUUCUCCCUGAAUACAAUGAAGAGAACUAUAGAUAUAUAUAUGAGUUGCUGGAAGAAACAAUUUUGCCACCAUUACAACUUGAAUACGAUUUAGACGACACGCGUUAUAGGUACCUUUUGGGUGUCUAUGUCGCUUUUAAGGGAGAAGUGCCUUACGCGCCGAGCAUCGCCUUAGACCAAGACAGUAUCCUUUCGCUUUUCCAAUCAAUGGUUUCUGUGCCAAGGCCUAUGCCAGUUCUAACAAACACAACAGUUGCAGUUCCGAGUAUAAAUCCGAACAGGCGACAAACCGUUGAUAACAGGGUAAGUACAAACACAGCUGACUUCAUUAGGAAACGAAUCGGCAAAUUAGAUAUUAAUGAUAUCACCAAACUUGCACGUUUAAUGGAAGGACAUGAUGCAAUAUCAGACUCUGAAUAUUCCGAUAAACAUGCAGAGAUUCACGAUCAAAUAAUAGCGCUCCUAGAUCCUGACGAAUCACCGGACCCACAGAUGGUUAGAGAGGCUAUAACAGAUUUACUUCAAGGCUCUUCCAGAAGUAAAGUUAACCUUCAAGGUGACCUGACGAAAUUCUUCGCAAACGAAAAGAUAAAUGAAAAAAAAUCGUCUAGAUGCCUUAAGGGUCUUGACCCCGAAAGUGUCAAACCUCAAGAUAUUUUGUAUUACGAUGAAUCAGAAACAAACCGUUGUACGAUAUCGAAUAUUUUGGAGAAAAAAACUAUUAAGAAGCUUGUGCGUUCACAAUCAGAUGAAAGUCCCGAUGUUCCUAGAACUGACAUAAUUAAUCGCAGAAAAAAUUCUGAUUCCAUGGUAAGCGUUAGAACCGGUUCCUCGGAAAUUGGUCACGGUAUAAAAGAUAUGAGAGAUUUGUUUGAAGGGAAACUUGAUAAUAGGAAUGAUGACAAGACUUUUAUAACGCAUAGAGAAGACAGGAAGAAGAUGUGUAGAGAUCUGCGCUGGCAACAGUUUGCAAAUAUUAUUGAAGGAAAGAACAACGAUUCGUACCCGUAUAUCGAACCCAAAAAAAAUUUGUCUAUAGGAAACGCUGAGUUAGCAGAGAAGCGACUAAAAAUGGCUGAACUACUGUUAGGUGUCUCGCAAGAAAACGCCUCUGGGACUACACCCCCGCGUAGUUCUGGGAAUGUAGCCUUUAGAAUGCAAAGAAUCACAAAUAUGUUAGCAAGAAACAACACUCAAGCAAAGCUACCUAAAGGCACCAGUAGGAGGAAAGAGGCCCGUGAAAUGAUGAAGGAACGUGUGGAAAAAAGUCUUCAAUUGCUGACACUGGAACCGCCACCCGCUGUAUCCCAGUCUGACUUAGAACACGAUUAUGGACUCCAACAGUACAGAGCGGACGCCCCGGACUUUGACGAACGAGUGAAAAAACUAGAGAAACAACUUCAACACUAUGACGAAUCGGCAAUUGAACCAAUAAAGGCAAUCGGUAGUGGUAUAAGAGUGGCUCAACUAGCAGCCGAGUUAAACACGACGGCUCUACCUAAACCUAAACCUUUAAAGCCAAAAGACCUAAUGAGGGCUAUAGGAAAGAUUAGUCAGGAUGACUGGCAAAUUAAACAAAUCGAAGGAAAGAUUAACGAGAAUAGAUUUGGGCGUCCGAUGCCAUCUGCGGCAGAACGUGUACCCAAAUGGGACCGGGAACAAUUUCUUAACAGACAGCAUAGGGUACAACACGGUCAGACUGAGGACAAGUGGACGGCUGGCGAUACAAUCAUAAAGCGGGUCGAUACCAAACUGAAGGACACUGGAAGGCCAGAACAAGGAAGGACUUCGGUAAAAUCUCUGAUGGCGAAAUUUUUGGAUAGGCCCGUCCCCCCGGUGCAAGUUCUUCAAGAGAAUCCGGGCCUAUCGAAGGGUGGACAGCGACAUGUAGACCGAAGUGCAGCUAUUGUUCAACCUGGUAAUGCUUAUUCAACCCAACCCACUGAGGCAGUAGAUAGCCCAAUAAGUCAGGAUGUUGCCACCAUUCCUAAUCCCUCAUCAACCCCCAAGUCCACUGAGGCAGUCGAAAGGAGUAUCCAUGGGCUUGAAGAUAGCCCAACAAACCAGGACUUGCCUAGCAUUUCAACAAUAAACGAAUCAAAUACAUCUAGAUGUUAUCCCGUAUAUAAUGAUAGUGAUGACUACCAAAUGGACGACGAUAUGCUGAAUUAUCUUAAUGAUGUUUUUGAAUCUGCGCCAAUAAAUAUGCCGAGUACCUCUGCGUAUGAUGGUUCAGCAUCUAGUUUGGAAACGGCCUCAAAUCGGCAACAGACAAGGAAAAAACGACCACACAAAAAGAUCGCUUCAUCCAGCAGCGAGAUGGAGUCUGACGAAGAGGACAGUGAUUCUAGUGAUGACGACGAAAAGUCAUCAGGCACUGAAGUUUCAACUGAUAGUGAAUUUGCUUGUGAAGACAUCGGCGUCAAUAUUCCACCUCCUGCAAUACUAGUCACUGAAGCUCCUCCUCACAUUUCACCUCCUCAAGAUUAUCCACUAAAUCGAACGAAAUCUGCAGGUGGCUUAGCUACUAAACGAGCUCUUGAGCUAAAACGUAAAUAUUUAUUAGGAGAAUCUAGUCCACCUGCCGUCAGAAAGUCAGAAUCCACUUCCCAAUUAGACUCGAAACUCGAAGCGUUCCGAAUAAACAUCACCGAGUUCCAAAAAAUGUUACAUCCUGCAACACCUACACCUCAAACAGGCACACCCAUCCUCUCCUACCAAUUUACUUUCGAAGAGAAAAAGCCACCGCCUGAUAUCCCUGACAUCAUUAAGAAUAUAUGCAACCAUGUCCCAGUUGACUUACUUACUAAAGGAGAUUCUAUACUCGAUUGGAAGAAACCAUUUAGAAACGAGAGAGAUCCAGAUUUGGAAACGGACUCUCUGUCGGAUGAGUCAUCUUCUUCUGAUACUGAGCCCAACCGAUCUGUACCGAGACUCGAAGUACACAAUGAAGGUGGAGAAUUGAUACAAUUAGAUAGUUUGAUUCUAUUAAAUAAUGCAGUAGAAGAUAAAAUGUAUUCACGAACGACGACGGAAGAAGCUCCAGCUCUACUUGCCGAAGAAUCAGAAUCGUCCGAGUCUUGUAAAGAUGCAACUACAAUUGCUCUUACAGAAACUGAACUAUCGGAUUGGGCAACAGAAAUUGUUGUUAUAGAUGACUGCGGCCCAGAUGAAAAUGGUGUGAGGAAACGAAACAAAAACCCCAGAACUUUAAGUGGUCCAAAACUGAUUCAAGGCUCUAAAAAUGUAGAAACCAUACCGUCACACGUUUGUGGGCGGGACGGCUCUGAAUCCGAACUAGUCGUCUAUUCGAACGCACCUGAAUACUUUGAAUUUGCAGACGAAGGUGAUCAGGAUCCUACCAUAGAAUCGACAUCAACACCUUGUAAUGAAGGUUACAUGGAACUGGUUGAUGAUGAAUACGAUCCCUACUCGGCGUCAAGGGAUCGCUCUAUAAAUUUUAUAGAGAGAGUCUGCUCUGACACCACAAUGAAACCUGACACGCACGAUACUCUCAAAUUUGCAUCAAACUUUUCAGAAUCACUAGAAUUCAUCGAUAGCUCAGAAUCCAAAUCGGGAAACUUACAUAAUACAAAAAUAGCAUCUGAACCAUUUUCCUUUUAUGAGAAAAUCCCGAGAUUAAAUGAAAGUAACGAUUCUUGCAGUUCGUCCUGUGCAUUGAAAAAUGUUGAGAAUAGUAUUAUAAUCGAGGCUGUAAAUGACUUCAAAGUACAAAAAGAAUCGCUAACGGAAAUUUCUCCACCAUUAUUAAGUAUGACUGACAAAAACGGGGUCGCAGCAAGUUAUAGUAGUACCAAAAAUGGCAACUCUUUAGAUGAUGUGUCGCCACCGUUACUCUCUGACAGUAUUAGCCAUUCUCGUAGCUUAACUAAGGUAAACUACGAGACUAAGCCAAUACCUGGAGAGAAAUUUAGAAAUAUACGCAAUUAUUCGCCAGCAAUUUGUCGUUCAGCCAGCGAAAAUUUAGGUGGACCUCGAACUAAAAAAACGACCUCAAGUGACAGUAAUUGGUCGAUACCUUUAAAUUAUAAGAUUCCUAGAGCUAGGGACAGCCCUUAUCAAUUACAGUCGCAAUUAACGAAAGUAGAAGAGUUAAAGCGGCAAAGAGAAGAACAAACUGAAGUGGUAAGAAGACUGGUCCUACAGCGAUUGGGUGGAGCGAAACUCGGCAAGAAAUCUACCGCAAGAAGUAGAAGUAGAGUCCUACCAUCAACUAUGACUCCGCCCCCAGUACCUCCGCCGCCCAUCUUACCAGCGCCCUUGCUACCCGAAAUAUUUCCAGAAGUUCCUCCACGACCCACAUCACAGCCCCGACUGUCCUUAUCGAUGCAAUCUUCCCUCUCAGACCCAGAAUUAAAUAGAGAACAACGGUCCAGCAAGGGUUUCCUUAAGAGUAUAUCUAAUUAUUUCAACAAGCAUCUUGGACCUAAGCACAAGUGUGAAUCGGAGCCGGACCUGACGACGCACCCCGCUCGGCCUAAUGAGAGAGCAAACUCAAGUCGACACACGUGGUACCAGCCCACGGCAACCACACCUCAAUCUACGCCUCGUCCAACAGUGAGCGCGUCCGACGCGAGUCCUCUGCGGGAGAAUACAGUGAUAAGUCCAAAUUUUCGACGGGAUCGAAGCUCUGGAACCCGCAUAGACACAGUAAACCAGCAGGUUGAUCAACAAUAUAUGUCUUCUGAACGAGAUAGGCCUGAAUCAGACGUGUUGGAGAUGCCUCUGCCCGCACCACCGUCGGCAGCAGCUACGACUGCUGGAAACAUACGUGAUAAAGAUAAUGAAAAUCAAGACCACAUCGUUGCUCAGAUAUUAGAUAUACGGGCUACGGAAGAGUCCAGGAGGUCAAUGGAAGAAGCACAAAGAACGAUGGAAAGCAUGUUGAGAGCUAAGUGGGGAAGCGUCGGAGAUUAG
Pieris macdunnoughi is the source of this 6579-nucleotide messenger RNA. The record is from the annotation of a GenBank genome assembly. NCBI's taxonomy places the organism in Eukaryota, Metazoa, Arthropoda, Insecta, Lepidoptera, Pieridae.